Laccaria bicolor S238N-H82 is the source of this 1425-nucleotide messenger RNA. RefSeq lists its product as uncharacterized. Bases 1 to 1425 code for a protein of 474 amino acids. The record is from RefSeq and is a predicted model, not a curated record. The transcript has 3 exons. Lineage: Eukaryota; Fungi; Basidiomycota; Agaricomycetes; Agaricales; Hydnangiaceae.
AUGAAGUACAAUCCAGAUAGGCCAGAAGCAUAUGACCUUGCAAAUCUCCCAAUGAGAACAGCACAAUCAUACUGGGAGAUAAUUAAGAAAUUGUUUGCUGCCACAUCAAAGACUGCCAGAGCAGUGAUUACAAAGUCCACAGGAGUAUCACGGCUACCAUUAUGUGCAGCCAGUAGGGCUUUCUUGCACCCAACUUAUUUCCCUUUAGAUCCUUUUCAUCUCUUCUACGAGAAUGGUACAGCCUUUAUAUGGGAUAUUUGGACAAUAUCCAGCUCAGAGACAGAAAUCAUCCAUUUGCCAGCUAAUAAAGCACGGGCAUUUGGAUCUCUUGUAGCAAAGGCUAUGGUAUCUCUCCCACCUUCUUUCUGUGGCCCAAUCCGUGAUCCUCAUUUGAAGUGCCAGAGUCAAUAUAAAGUAUACGAGUGGAUGGCACUUCUCCACUGGUACAUCAUUCCAAUUGGAAUUGAACUAGGAUUCAAUUCACUAGUUUUGCAAAAUUUUUCGCUUUUUGCAGAAGCUGUGGAAUUUGCAAUGACUAUUUCAGAACGAACAGAAAAGGAGCUGGAAGGGCUUCGAAGCCUUAUAAUCAAAUUUCUUACAGGCUUUGAGAAGCUCUAUGUCGAUGGAGAUCCAGAAAAAAUCUCACGCAUGUGUUUGUGCAUCUUUCAACUGAUUCAUGUUCCCACCCAUAUAAAAUGGAAUGGAUCAAUCCGACUAGGAUCCCAGGCUACGGUGGAGCGAAGUAUUGGUGAGAUGGGCCACAAAAUCCAUUCAAAAAAGGCUCCAUUUGCUAAUCUGGCGAACAUUAUAUUUGAGCGAGAGCUAGUCAAGAUUCUCUUGCUUUAUCUCCCUGCACUUGAUAUCAAUGCAAAUGCCUCAAAAGAAAUGAAAAAGAAUGACAGAAAUUUGAUUCAGAAGCGCAAAAUUACAAAGAGAGAAGGCCAGAAUGAGCAAGUCAUUUGUGAACUUGAUGCCAUUAAUGCAUGGUUAAAGGAGGCCAAUGUCAAGGAAAAAUUUGUGAAGUGGUUUGAGGCUAAAAAUACCCAUGCCCAAGCUAGUUCCACUACAAGCACCCCACCUGGGUCAAACACUCCAAAUAUAUUGAAUCACACUUUUGGUGAAGCAAAUUCAUUCUACAAGGUGGAACUGACAAACAAGACUUAUAUUCUGGUGGUAUAUACUCCACUUAUUGAUGUGCAACCAGUUCUGAGAACUCAAAUACGAGGGAAAUGGGAAAGCCCUACUACUCUGAAGGUCAUUGAGGCAAGCCAAAUUCUAGAUCUUGUUGGAAUAUGGAGUGCUGAGGCAUCUAAAAAUAUUUAUGUGUUGAGGAAGCACCCAGGUUUGGCAAUGUUAAGUGCAGUUGAGUCUGGAAAAGGGGAUGAAGGUAAUGAUACAGAUGAUAGUGAUUCAGAUGAGGAAUAG